ACUGCAGUAUGGAUAUUCUGUUCUUAGCAUCCCACCUCCUUAUAAAUGUUUUUUUUCUUGGUCUUUGUAUUUUUCUUUUUCUUUUUAUUUUAUAUUUCUUUAUUAUCUUAAUACAUACACUGUCUUCGUAUAUUACUUGAUCAUCCACCGUAAAAACCGUAUUAAGAUGAAAUUAUCAUUUUUAGUUUCAAGUUUAAUGUUAUUGGCUAUCAGUAUUAGAAAAUCUGAGGCGUGUAAUGGCGAAAUCUUAGUUAAUGGGCAAGUAUAUAUUGAUCCAACUGGAUGUCUCGAUACAGGAUAUCCUACUGAGGCCAUUGUUGAAAAUCGUUGUGAUAAAGUUUUGCAAGUAUAUACAGAUAUAAAUUGCCUUGGUUCUGUUGCUGGCAAGGUAGACCCUGGCCAGUCAUUAGAGGUUCCAAAUGGUUCAAUACUAGUACUAGAGUAAUUUAUUAGAAUUUAUAUUAUUUGAAAUAAAAAAUACAGUACCAACGUACUCCAUACCUAUAAAAAUAA
Messenger RNA from Halteromyces radiatus, 513 nucleotides. RefSeq lists its product as uncharacterized. The record is from RefSeq and is a predicted model, not a curated record. NCBI's taxonomy places the organism in Eukaryota, Fungi, Mucoromycota, Mucoromycetes, Mucorales, Cunninghamellaceae. The annotation marks the transcript as partial. The transcript has 2 exons.